Molecule: messenger RNA, 5666 nt
Organism: Phytophthora nicotianae INRA-310
Lineage: Eukaryota; Oomycota; Peronosporomycetes; Peronosporales; Peronosporaceae
Exons: 1
Coding region: 1-5619 (1872 amino acids)
Biological process (GO): calcium ion import across plasma membrane
Cellular component (GO): voltage-gated calcium channel complex; membrane
Molecular function (GO): protein binding; high voltage-gated calcium channel activity; calcium ion binding
Source: RefSeq, a predicted model, not a curated record
AUGAGUGACGCCGCUAUCGCAGUACCUUCGGACGACGAGAGACAACUUGACGCUUUUCGCGACAGUCUUCGAGAUGGAAAAGUGAGUGCUAAGUUGCAUGGUGCACAUGGAGAACCGGCAAAUGGAGGUUUGAAACUGCUGGAAGACAAAGUGACGCUGGUGUGGCAACCCAAAGCUCUGCCAUUGCAGAGUUAUCUGCCACCUUCCGUUCUGCACAAAAUGGUGCAACACGACGUCAGUGUCGUGAUUACCGAAGCAAAAAGCGUGAGAACGGGACGUCAAACGACCAACUUUGUACGGACGACCAAGUAUUUAACUACAGAUGAACUCCCUGCAAGCGAUGACAGAAGCUUAUCGCUCUGUUUUGCUCCGUCUUCAACACCAGAUACAACGUCAGAUUCACCAACCGAACCCCCAAUAAGGACAACAAUACCCCUGGAAACCUUCGAUUUAGAGUUCGAAGACGAGCAUAUCCGAGAUAUUGCACGUGCCUUCUUCCGACAACAAGCAGGCUUAGAGAAAAGCGAAGAUACCGAAAGUUACUCGGACAUUGAGCUGCCUAGUGGGUUACCAACUCGCUGCUACCAAGUCGUAGUUCACCCAUCUUUCCAACUCGCAGUACUGAUCGCAGUAGUCGGGAGUAUGACGUCUGUCGGGUGGCGUUCGUUCCGCUAUGUGGCGAAACUUGACGACGAGGAAGACGUGGAAGAAGUGGCGAGGUUCGGUAUGACUGUGCUAGAGUAUUUGCUACUGGUAUUUCUGACUAUGGAGCAGAUCUGCAAAGCCAUCGGAUUGGAAGGGAUUACACCCUUAUUAAGGAGUAAAUGGGACGCGUUUGAUCUUUGCGCCGUGAUGAUCAGCUGGUUAGCAGUGCUGCCAUUCUCGUCGUUAGCCGGAUUUAAUCUGCUAUCACUCCGAGUUUUCCGUGGAGUCCGGAUUUUUAAACGCUGGAAGAGUUUCCAAGAAACGAUGGAGACUUUUUUGGUGUCGUUACCCAUGGCUGGCAAUGCAGUGCUUUGCUAUUGCUACUAUCUCUUCCUGUUCGCGAUCUUGGGAAUGUAUCUAUUCAACAAUUCCCUCUCUCAUCGCUGUGCUAUUCAAGCGGAUUCCGACAGUUUUAUCGCACCUAUGGGUGUGGGUGAAACCAAGACUUAUGUUGCUGAAACUCCGGUUCAUUUCUGCCGAAUGGAUGAUACUUCUUCCGGAUGUAAAUCCAACAUGGAAUGUGUAGCCAUGUCGCCACCGGAUCGAGGAUAUACAGGUUUCCACUCGUUCCAAGCAUCGUUUCUAACGGUGUUUUUGAUAACGUUACGAUCUGGAUUUGGUCCUUCAUUGGAUGGAGCCCAACAAGCGUCGUCCUAUUUCUCGAUCAUUUACUUUAUCGCGUUGGUAGUGUUUGUCAGCUAUAUGAUAUUGUCACUAUUCGUCGGGAUUGUACGUGGCAGCUACAUUUCCGUAUCUAUUGUACGCGCGGCAAAACUGGCUCAACAAGAAAAAAGAAUGGAAAAAUAUCUAAAAAAGCGUCGUGUCCAAUUUCCGAUAGGAACGGAAAAAUUCCCAGAUGUCAUGCAAGUGGUGGAUGCCAAGUGGCAAAUCUAUCGAGCGCGGUUUAAAGACUGGUUGUUGCAGUCUCCACUAUUUACUAGAUCGGAUGGUACUUUUUUGAGCUGGUGUAGAUUACGCCAAGAACGGAUUUUUUUCAUCCUGGAAUCUGGAAGCCCCACCAUGGAUAAAAUCUCGUCAAUCGCGGAAUCUUCGGCGUUCGAACAUUUCAUGAAUCUAGUGGUUUUCUCCAACUCGGUGUUAUUCGCGCUUGAAUACCAUGGAAUGAAUGAUACCUAUGCUGCUCGUCUGUACAUGAUCGAGAAUUUCCUCAUGAUAGUUUACGCCACCGAAUUUAUCAUCAUCGGGGCAGCCGCUGGUGGACUUGUUGGAUAUUUGCAGAAUCCAUGGAACCGUCUGGAUUUUGUGCUAUUGGUCAUUGCUUGCGUCGAAUUUCUGCUGUUAUCUUGCUCGGUUCUGUUGUAUAGUGACAGCUACGCUCGAGGAAUAUUCGUCCUACGUUUAUUCCGUUUAGUGAGGCCCUUCCGAGUGGUACGGCAGAACAACAAGUUGUUGCUAGUACUGGAUGCUAUACUGGCAAGCGUGCCAGCAUUUUUAAGCUCCAUCGCGUUCCACCUGCUUCUUAACAGUGUGUUUGCUGUAGUGGGCAUGAAUUUAUUCGGUGGCAACUUUCCGCUGACGAUGCAGUCGCAUUUUAACACUUUUAGCGACAGUAUGCUGACACUUUUCAAGUUCUCGAAUGGCGGUAGUAUCUGGCCGAUUUUCCACGCUUCGCUUCAAGCUAGUUCGUUUGGAGUUGCUCUGCUGUACUACAUGGCAUAUGUGGUUCUGUGUCGAUAUAUUGCACUCAACUUCAUGCUGGUAGUGCUACUCAGAAACUUUGCCAUGAAAGGUGAUGAAAGACGGAAGACGUUGAGUGGAUUAUUCCAAGAUCGGAUGUUUGCCAUGCAACGGAUUCAUCUCUUCGACAUGUACACUUUCGUCCAGGAAUUCGGUAACCUUUAUCAAAGUGACGUUAUGAAUGUAAGCUUACCUGGAAGUGCCAAAAAGCGAGCACAACGUGCUUUAUCUGCGUCUGAGGCACUCAAAGCCAGAUUAUUCAACGUUCUACCAACUUCGGAUUUUCUGAAAAUUAAAGGAUACUACGGUACAACAAAAACUCACCAUGAACGCAAAUAUAUCCAGUUAGAAGCUCCACCAAACGGAAAAUCCAAGAACCACGCAGCUGUCGCUCCAAUCGAAGAAUCUUCUCAUUCAGCCUCCAUCGUUCCAACUCCUGGACCAGAAAAUCCAACAGAUUCUCCUGCUCCAGACGAAUGGACAGGCUGGACUUCCUCAGGAGGUAUAACCGGUUAUGUGAGGCAGUUCUUCGACGGACAUUGGCUUAUGGCAGACGUCUCAUUGUUUCUUUUCCCACCGCAGUCGUGGGUGCGCUUGAAAGCUCGUCGACUGGAAAAGGAGACGGAAAAAUACAUUUUCGCAGCCAUCGUGAUUCGUACUAUUAUGCUAACGGUACAGUCCCCUCUGUACUCAAAUUUGAUCCAGGAACUCACCACACUGAGUGACGUCGUGUACGCCUGCGUGCUAUUCUUCGAGUUCACGUUGAAAGUAAUAUCCCGUGGAUUUAUCUUCACUCCGAAAAGUUAUCUUUCGAAUACUUGGAAUCAGAUUAAUAUGGUGGUGUUGAUGGCUUGUUCGCUUUUACUGUUGCUACCUCACUCGACAAUGAUCUCACUAUUCCGCCUUGGACGAGCGUUUGGUCCCAUACGUGUAUUUUACAGAGUGAGGACAUUUCGAGUCAUCACGGAAGCGCUGAAACAAUCCGCAACACCGAUUUUUUACUGUGUCGUGCUUUCGAUUUUUCUGUUUUACUCUUUCGCAACACUCGGAAUGCAGAUUUUUGGUGGGAGGUUCGCUUACUGCAGUGAUCCAUCGAUUGACACGGCUGAAAAGUGUGUGGGAGUGUUUUGGAAUAGCGCCACGGGAAUCUUGACUCCUCGAGUUUGGGGGAAUCUUUCUGGGCUGCAUUUUGACAAUAUCACGGGUGCCAUGUCUUCGAUUCUCUUCUUGGUAUCCAUGAAAGGCUGGCUACCUGUUGUCAACAUUGCUAUGGAUUUUGUAGAUGACACGGAUGUUAACAACGACCACCAAGCGUCUGCUAUUGCGUCGACGUAUUUCGCUGGAUUUUUCGUCGCGUUCCUGUUUUUCACUAGAUUUUAUCUCCUGAAAGUAUUUGCAGGUAUUCUCAUGAACAAUUUCCGAUGUUACAACGGCACACUAUUGCUCACAAACCUCCAACUCAUCUGGCUACGUAAGAAAACAUCGAUCAUUGCAAUGCGUCCGAAAUAUCCGCUACCAACGAGUAAAUUCAUGCAACUCGCUCAAUUCUACAUGCAAAAGCGUUCAUUCCGUGGAUUUAUCAGCACAGUGGUGAUUUUACACACUUCUCUGCUCGCAUGGUACCGAUCUCCAGUUCAUCGUGGCACGACUGAAGACGCAGAUGUCGAUACAGGAGUUUGGUGGUUCCACUAUAUUUUUUCUCUAAUUUACGCAUUCGACGCUGUACUUCGAGUUGCAGCCGUUGGGUGGAGAGAUUUUCUUAUGAAAGGCUUCACUUGGAGAACAUUUAACAGCUGCACCGCGUUUAUUAUGCUCGUGGGACCUCUCAUCUCGAAUUCCCCGGUAUUACUCAUACUAGGGAUGACUCGAGCUUUCGACUUUAAACAUCUGUCUUUAGUAUUGGAACGGUCUCGCGCUCUUCGAACAUUAUUCAGAACUCUAUUGGCGAGUGUUCAGCUUACACUGAAGGUGACGCUUUUAUUGGGCUAUGUAUUGUUCGUAUUCGCGAUUGUUGGAGUACAAGUAUUUUCACUUACGCGGUGGGCUCCAGGUUUAAACGCUAACCUGAAUCUGACAACUUUUCCAAGUGCGUAUGCUGCUUUUGUCAAAUUUGCAGCAGGUGAAGAUUGGUACGCAACGUACUUGGCAUCCAGCGUCGCACCGCCUCAAUGUGUGCUGUGGGGACGAUCAUCGAGCGAUUGCGGCUCUUCUGUCAUCAGUGCGCUAUUUUACAAUAUUUUCUACAUUUUGGUCGUAUUGAUUCUACAAAAUCUGUACGCUUCUACUAUGGUGGAUACGUACGUUCUCAUGUCGGCAAGAGCAGAUGAUAACGAACACCUAUUGGGAUUCCAAGCUGAACAUCUUCAACGUUUCCAGACAAUUUGGAGCGAAUUUGACACUGACGCACUGGGAUUGUUACAUAGGAAACACUUGAUGUCAUUAUUGACAAAACUUGAACCUCCUCUAGGACUGGGUACGUUCAAGGCCACGCUCAAUAGUUUGGCGACUGAAGAUAUGAAACCGGACGAGUGGACAGCUUUAUCCUAUGCGGUUCAUCGACGUCGACGCGAAACUUUCCACGAUAUUGAAGCUCGCAUUGCAGAACUUACGUAUCGAGUCCGCCUUGGACUCGGUAACUGUGAUGGACUCAAUGGCAAUGUCAACACCAGUACAAACCCGGAUCUCAGGUGUCCUCCCAACAUGUUCCGUUUUACAGAUCUGCUACUGGUUCUGACGAUGCGAGUUUUACCGCUGGAAAGUUUGACAGUUCAGGAAAAAGUUGAUGAGUUGGCGAUGAGAGGAUACGCUUUUCGUCAUCGCAAGGCGAUUAUUAUCCAAUCAUCUUUCAGGAUGUUUCGAGUACGACGUCGUAUGAAGAGCAAGAUACGAAUGGCGAAGCGUGCAAGCGAAGCAGACAAACUCAAACGGAUACAACCAAAGAUUAAGGAGAAAUUUACGGAAAAUCCAACAGAAAAUACUACAAAUGAAGUACCAAAACAGGAUCGUGUAGAAGCGGUUGCAAUCGAGCAAACAAGUCCACAAGCCAAGACGAGCUUAUCACUUCGAAUCUCGCUACCGAUACUAUCAUUACCAACUCUUUCACUGCGAGGUACCACUCCGGAGCGAAUACGAGCGCCAGCUACAGUUGCCCCAAUCCUGUCUGAGCAUUUGGAGCUGCAGCCUGAAGCGAGCGACGGCAGAAAAUGUUCUAUCUAGACAGCUUAAGUAAAAAAAAAAAUCCAGAUAAUGACAAAACCAGUGCA